AUGUGCUUAGUCGUAAUUCAAAGUCCAGCCUUUGCUGAUGGCGCGCGCAUAUACUCGUAUAACUUAGAUGAAACUGCUACGAGCACUGUUCAGAAAAAUCUGAGAGUUUUAGCUCCAAAGGGUCAAAGAAAUAUUCUGACGAAAGAGUCUGGGGACACUGUGCUGACUUUACAUACACAUACAUCAGCCAAACUUCAGCCGUUGGACGUCGACAUCCAUGAACCGUUUAAAUCCUACUAUGAGUGA
Molecule: messenger RNA, 246 nt
Organism: Arctia plantaginis
Lineage: Eukaryota; Metazoa; Arthropoda; Insecta; Lepidoptera; Erebidae
Source: the annotation of a GenBank genome assembly